GACAUCAUCUUGAAACGGGCCGCGGACAUCGCCGAAGCCUUGUACAGCGUCCCACGCAACCCGAACCAGCUGACGUCCCUGUCCGGGAACCACGGUCACGCGGGCAUGAUGGGCGUCAACUCCUUCGGGAGCCAGCUGGCCGUCAACAUCAGCGAGUCCACUCAGGGCUCAGAGCAAGGAUACCCGCGCAGUGCAAGCAGCGUCUCGCCCCGGGGCUACGUGCCCAGCUCCACCCCUCAGCAGAGUAACUACACCACAAUCACCUCCAGCAUGAACGGUUACGCGGGGGCCACCAUGACCGGUCUUGGGGUGCCAGGCUCCCCCAGUUUUCUCAACGGCUCCACCGCCAACUCUCCCUAUGCCAUCAUGCCAUCGAGCCCACCCCUGGGGGCCUCCUCCACCCCUGCCGGCGUCUUCUCCUUCUCUCCGGUCAACAUGAUCUCGGCCGUCAAGCAGAAAAGCGCCUUCGCGCCCGUCGUCCGGCCCCAGGCCUCCCCGCCCCCCACUUGCACCAGCACCAACGGGGCCGGCCUGCAAG
Protobothrops mucrosquamatus (brown spotted pit viper) is the source of this 538-nucleotide messenger RNA. RefSeq names its product transcription factor COE3-like. Gene Ontology annotation, molecular function: DNA-binding transcription factor activity, RNA polymerase II-specific; RNA polymerase II cis-regulatory region sequence-specific DNA binding. The annotation marks the transcript as partial. The record is from RefSeq and is a predicted model, not a curated record. NCBI's taxonomy places the organism in Eukaryota, Metazoa, Chordata, Lepidosauria, Squamata, Viperidae. The transcript has 3 exons. Gene Ontology annotation, biological process: regulation of transcription by RNA polymerase II.